AUGUUAAAACCUAAUCUACUAGACGAGUCAAGGAAGAAGCAGGAAAUGCAGAAACGAGCCUCAGAUAGGCAUAGAGGUGCGUGUAGAUUUUUUAAUGAAAAUCAGAAGGUGUUGGUUAAAACAGUCAGACAGGAGAAGGUUAGUUGGGUUCCAGGUCGUAUAUUACAGUGUAAAAGUCCAGUUACUUAUUUGGUUAGUGUUCUUGGCAAAACAAGAGUUUGCCAUGCAGACCAUCUUAGGCCAACUGAGGUAGAGGAGGACGAAAUCAUUGUGCGCAAAGAGGAAGUUGGAAGGACUAUUGAGGCACAUCAACAAGAAUUCAAUAGAGAUUUGCCUAUUCUUCAGGAGUCUACAUCACCAUCAAUAUCAAGACAUGAUGCUUCACCUUAUUUGCCUAGAUUGAAGUCUGAUGUUGGGAAACCACGGGGUGUACAAUACAGUCCAUCUACAGUUUUGAGGAGAUCACAGAGGACUGUGCACAAGCCGGAGAAAUUGGAUCUAUAA
Macrosteles quadrilineatus (aster leafhopper) is the source of this 504-nucleotide messenger RNA. RefSeq lists its product as uncharacterized. The transcript has a single exon. Bases 1 to 504 code for a protein of 167 amino acids. NCBI's taxonomy places the organism in Eukaryota, Metazoa, Arthropoda, Insecta, Hemiptera, Cicadellidae. The record is from RefSeq and is a predicted model, not a curated record.